Messenger RNA from Balaenoptera acutorostrata (minke whale), 2352 nucleotides. RefSeq names its product leucine rich repeat containing 3B (gene LRRC3B). The transcript has 2 exons. Gene Ontology annotation, molecular function: protein binding. NCBI's taxonomy places the organism in Eukaryota, Metazoa, Chordata, Mammalia, Artiodactyla, Balaenopteridae. The record is from RefSeq and is a predicted model, not a curated record. Bases 1273 to 2052 code for a protein of 259 amino acids.
GCUGGCCUUCCGGAUGGCAGGGUGUGGGCCGUAGCACAGCACAUAAAGGAUCUAGAGUCUGAGAGCCUCGUCCGAGGUCCAGCCCCUCCACUUACAGCUGUGAACUUGGCUCAAGGCCUGGCCCAGAGUAAACACUCAGCAGACGUGAACCUGCUUUCCUCCUUCCCCCUGUCUUGUUUCUUUAUGCCUAGUGGCUCACAUUCCCACCCACCUCUCACCACCCACCCGCUCAGCCCCGGCCAGUCUGCUGGCCUUCGUUCUGUCUGUAGGAGACUCUGAACCUCUUCCUGCUCCAAACCUGCUGAGUUUGCACUUGAUGCUGCUCCCUGGGUCCCCCCUUCAGAUCACCCGUGGCUGCUCUCAGCUUAGCUCUCACCUCAGACUUCGCCACUCAGAGCAGCUCCCAUCCUCGAUCACACCAACACAUUACCCUGAUGGGUUUUCCUUAUGGCUUCUCUCCCUCUCCUAAGUUAUCUUGAUGCUUCCUUUGCUGGUUUUGAUGAUCUUUCCACCCUGAGCUCCGUGGGAGCAGUGGCCUUGACUACUGUGGGUGCACCAGCCCCUGGCAUAUACUAGUUGCUCACUAAAUAUUAGUUGCAUGGGAGUUACGGGGGACCCCUUGCGAGGUGGAGGAGCCUCGUGGAGCUGGUCUGAAGGUCAGAUGGUACGAGGUUUCUGAGAGGACUUUAGAAGUUAUAAAACUCUAUGCAAAUAACACAUCAUUCAGUCUUCCCUCCCAUGGAAGCACCCCUUUCCCAUUGCCCCAAACUAAGGCAUACUCUUCAUAUUCCUGCAGCAUUUUCUGUAAAGAUCUGGCAUUUCUGACACACGCCUUAACUCCUGAUACAUCUCAUUAGCAGGAGUUUCAAAUGAAACUCGGAGGAAUUUGAAGCAAGAGGAAAAAUUCUCUGGCUUGGAAACUGGUCAUCAGCAAGCCGUUCCCAGGUGCAGCUUCGGUGCCGGGGAGCACGCAGAGCCCGCAGCAUUGCAGUGAUGCCCAGCAUUCAAGCUCCACACAGCUUGCCUGGGCCAAGUGUGGCUUCAAGAUAACGGCAUCCUGUGCCUGGUUUGGGGAGGAGGAGACAAAUGCACAGAGUUCAGCUCAGAGGUACCCAAGCAUGGACCGGAAUAAUGAAGAGAUACGUGUAUUAGCUGCAGCCCUUUGAACCACGCAAGAAGGAAAUCAACAGUGUGGACAGGGCUGGAAGCGUUACCACACUCGCUUGUUGGAAUAAAUGAAGAAUGGGCUUGUGAUUAUGCUGACAUCCCAGCAUGAAUCUGGUGGACCUGUGGUUAACUCGUUCCCUCUCCAUGUGUCUCCUCCUACAAAGUUUUGUUCUUAUGAUACUGUGCUUUCAUUCCGCCAGUAUGUGUCCCAAGGGCUGUCUUUGUUCUUCCUCUGGGGGUUUAAAUGUCACCUGUAGCAAUGCAAAUCUCAAGGAAAUACCUAGAGAUCUUCCUCCUGAAACAGUCUUACUGUAUCUGGACUCCAAUCAGAUCACAUCCAUCCCCAAUGAGAUUUUUAAGGACCUCCAUCAACUAAGAGUUCUCAACCUGUCCAAAAAUGGCAUUGAGUUCAUCGAUGAGCAUGCCUUCAAAGGAGUCGCUGAAACUCUGCAGACUCUGGACUUGUCUGACAACCGGAUUCAGAGCGUGCACAAAAACGCUUUCAAUAACCUGAAGGCCAGGGCCAGGAUUGCCAACAACCCCUGGCACUGCGACUGUACGCUCCAGCAAGUUCUGAGGGGCAUGGUGUCCAAUCACGAGACAGCCCACAAUGUGAUCUGCAAGACCUCCGUGCUGGAUGAACACGCCGGGAGACCGUUCCUCAACGCUGCCAAUGAUGCUGACCUUUGUAACCUCCCUAAAAAAACGACUGAUUAUGCCAUGCUGGUCACCAUGUUUGGCUGGUUCACCAUGGUGAUCUCGUAUGUGGUGUAUUAUGUGAGGCAAAAUCAGGAAGAUGCGCGAAGACACCUUGAAUACUUGAAAUCCCUGCCAAGCAGGCAAAAGAAAGCCGACGAACCCGACGAUAUUAGUACAGUGGUGUAGUGUCCGAACUGACUGGCAUGGAAAAAGAAAUCCGUUUGGGAUUGCAGUAGAAUAAGUGGUUUACUUCUCUCAUCCAUUGUAAACAUUUGAAACUUUGUAUCUCAGUUUCUUUUGAAUCAUGCCACUGUUGAACUUUUAACAAACAUGACAGCAUAACAAAUCAUUUUCAUUUAGGUGAGCCACCCCUCCGUUGUACUCCUGGUGGUAUAUUCCUGAGUCAGCUACUUCUCUGAACCUUAGUUCUAUCCAUCUCAGUAUUUAAUAAUGAAAUUUAUUUUUUUAAUUUGAAACCAAAUAAAA